Molecule: messenger RNA, 1179 nt
Organism: Funneliformis mosseae
Lineage: Eukaryota; Fungi; Glomeromycota; Glomeromycetes; Glomerales; Glomeraceae
Source: the annotation of a GenBank genome assembly
AUGCUGUUCAAAAAAAAUUUACAAGUUGAAUCCACGUCUUCCGAGAAUGCUUUGAAAGUUAAAUGUGAAGAAUUUUUCUCAACUGACGACGACAUUUUACAAGUUAAAUGUGAAGAUUUUAUCACAACAGAAGACACUUUUCAAGUUAAUUAUGAAGAAUUCAUGUCAACCGAAUACGCUACACAAGACGAAAGUGAAGAAAUUACGACAACCCAAGAUACUUUACAAGUUAAAACAAAUGAACCUGUUAUCAAACGUAAAAAAUCCGGUUUAAAAUACAUUCCCGCAGUUGACUUGCACAUGUAUAAAUUUAAAUCCGCAAAAGACCUCGUCAUAAAUACAAUCAAGAACUCUUAUUCCGCCGAAGUAUCGAGUAUAAGAUUCAUAACAGGACGAGGAAAUCAUGUAAAUUCAAAUGGUGAACGAGGAGUUCUUUUUCAAAGCUUUCCAACCAUGAUAUCAUCCGGAGGAGUCAGUCGUUUAAUCAAAAGUUAUAUCAAACAUGAUGGCUCAUUUACGGUCCUACUUAAAUCACCCAAUGAAUUAACGUCACAUGAUUUAGAUACGAUUAAACAAGCCGCUUCAAAUGAUGAUGUCGAGGCUCAAUUCACCCUCGGAUUAAUGUACAUUGAUGGUAGCGUUAAGAGAGAUGUUCAAGAAGCCUUAAGAUGGUUGAAAAAAUCAGCAAAUAAAGGAGUCGAAAAAGAUGUUCAAAAGGCUUUAAAUUGGUUAACAAAAUCAGCAGAAAAGGGAUAUAUCAAAUCCCAAUUACUUGUUGGACGAAUAUAUUCUGAAGGUGAAAUUAACACCAAACAAAAGGAUAAAAAAGCUUUUAAAUGGUUUAGUAAGGCAGCCGAACAAGGAGACGUUAAUGCUCAAUUAAUGAUUGGUCAUUUAUUAUAUGAAGGGAAAGGUGUUGUUAAAAAUGAUGAAGAGGCUUUCAAAUGGUUUGAAAAAGCGGCCAAACAAGGUGACGUUAACGCUCAAUUGUGCGUCGGACGAUUAUUAUAUGAAGGAAAUGGUGGUAUUAUGAAAAAUGAAAGUAAAGCGUUUAAAUGGUUUAAAAAAGCUGCGGAACACGAUCACGUUGAUGCUCAAUUAAUCGUUGGAAAUUUAUUUGCUGCUAAACGAGGUCAUCUUGAAGCUGGCAUUAUUUCUGAGAUUUCAAAAGACUUGUAA